Messenger RNA from Dermatophagoides pteronyssinus (European house dust mite), 2412 nucleotides. RefSeq names its product Suv3 RNA helicase (gene Suv3). NCBI's taxonomy places the organism in Eukaryota, Metazoa, Arthropoda, Arachnida, Sarcoptiformes, Pyroglyphidae. Gene Ontology annotation, cellular component: mitochondrial degradosome. The record is from RefSeq and is a predicted model, not a curated record. Gene Ontology annotation, molecular function: hydrolase activity, acting on acid anhydrides; ATP binding; RNA helicase activity. Gene Ontology annotation, biological process: mitochondrial RNA 3'-end processing.
AAUUAUUUUUGAAUUAUUUUAAUCUUGGAAUGAUUUAAUUGAUCAAAUUUUCCAUCGGAAAUCGAUCAUUUUAUUUUUGUAAAAACCAGAAUUUAUUCUCUCUAAAUUUGAAUAAAAAAUGCGCAUUUCUCUGCGAAGUUAUCUACGCAGUUUACCACAAUGUCGGAUAAUAAUGAUAAACACUCCUGCCAUACUAUCACGAAUGGUCAAUGUUCGAAUGAUACACAGACAUCACAUAUCGCAGCUCAACAAUAGUCAAAUAUGUAUCCGAUUCUGUUCAACAUCAUCAUCAUCAUCACCACCAUCAUUUCCAUCGCCUUUGGAUAAUGAAACUAAAAGAAAAGACAUUGAUACCUUGGUACAGCCUGGUCAAGAUCAUUCUACACAGUUUUCCGAUGAAUGGGGUGAUAUUGGUGAAGAGAUAACUGGACGAAAAUUGUUGAAAGAAGAAAUUAUACCGUUAUUGAAUAAAUUUCUUCAAAGGCCAACCGUUAGGCAAUUGGCUGCUGAAAAUGGACUUAAACCCAAAUUACUGAUUGAAGCGUUUUCAAGUUAUCGAAAAAAAAUUCUCGACUCUAAAAUUCUUGAUCCCGAAAUCCAUAUUAUAUUGAGUGAUAUCCUACAAGGUAAAGGACACGUUGAUGAUCUAUUCCCAUCGUUCAUCAAGCAUGCCAAAACCAUUUAUCCUCACAUUGAUUGUUUGGAUGAUCUAAAGAAAAUAAGUGACCUUCGUUUGCCACCAAAUUGGUAUCCACAGGCAAGAACAAUGAAUCGAAAAUUUCAUUUUCAUUGUGGUCCGACGAACAGUGGUAAAACCUAUAAUGCUUUGAAUCGAUUUUUAGAAUCUAAAUCUGGUAUCUAUUGUGGUCCGCUCAAAAUGCUCGCCGUCGAAGUUUAUCAAAAAACCAAUAAUGCAGGUGUAGCAUGUGAUUUAAUCACCGGUGAAGAACGUCGAUUCGCCGAUGAAAAUCAGUCACCUUCCGCACACGUAUCUUGUACGGUCGAAAUGUCAUCUUUAAAUCAAAUAUACGAAGUGGCAAUUAUCGAUGAAAUCCAAAUGGUUCGUGAUCCUGAACGUGGUUGGGCUUGGACACGUGCUCUUCUCGGAAUUGCUGCUGAAGAAAUUCAUCUUUGUGGCGAGAAAGCUGCCCUUAAUCUUAUCAUUGAAAUCUUAUCAACCACUGGUGAAAUUGUUCAGAUUCAUGAAUAUAAACGUCUUACUGAAUUAAAGAUUGAAGAUAAUGCUUUGGAAUCGUUGGAAAAUGUGCAACCUGGUGAUUGUAUAGUUUGUUUCAGCAAACGAGACAUUUAUAAUGUUAGCCUUAAGCUUGAAAGAAUGGGUCAUAAUGUGGCUACCAUUUAUGGAACAUUGCCACCAGCAACCAAGUUACUACAGUGCAGUAAAUAUAAUGAUCCAAAUGAUCCAUGCAAUAUACUUGUUGCUACCGAUGCUAUCGGUAUGGGAUUAAAUCUUUCCAUUCGUCGCAUUAUUUUCUAUUCAUUGAUCAAACCAACAUUCAACAGCAAAAAUGAAAAAACAUUGGAUGUUAUUCCGGUUAGUCAGGCAUUACAAAUUGCAGGUAGAGCCGGUCGAUUCAACACUCAAUAUAAUCAUGGCUAUGUGACUGCAUAUAAACCAGAAGACCUACCAAUUCUCAAAGAAGUUCUUGUUUCACCGAUCGAAGAUAUUGAAGCUGCAGGUCUACAUCCCACUUUGGAUCAGAUUGAAAUGUUCUCUUUUCUUUUGCCAAAUGCUAGCCUAACGAAUUUGUUAGACAUUUUUGUCAGUCUGUGUAGAUUGAAUCCUUAUUAUUUUAUGUGUAAUAUCGAAUCGAUCAAAUUUUUGGCCGGAAUUCUCGAACACAUUUCAUUACCAUUGAGAGCUCGCUAUGUAUUCUGCUGUGCACCUGUGGAUAACAAAUCUAAUUUCGUAUGCGCAAUGUUUCUUAAAUAUGCUCGUCAAUAUUCUAAUAAUCAACCAAUGACAGCAAAUUGGUUGUGUCAAACGCUAAAAUUUCCGUUUAAUCGACCAAACAAUAUGACCGAAUUAGAUCAUUUGCUCAGUGUAUAUGAUUGUCUUGAUCUAUAUCUAUGGCUAAGUUAUCGAUUUCCGGAUAUAUUUUUUGAUCAGGAAGCCAUACGUGAAAUACAACGAAAGUUGGAUGAAAUUAUAAUGGACGGUGUUUUAAAUAUAACGAAAUUAUUGCGUGCAUCCAGUGGUGAUCAUCAUCAUAAAGGUCAACGUAUAUAUAACCCACAAGCUAGAUUCAAACAGAUCAAUAUGUUGUUAUCGAAUAAUGACAAUUCAUCGACUUCAAAUAAUAAUAAUAAUUCGCUGAAUUAUAAGAUAUCGUCGAAAAUUCAUCAUUAAAAAUCAAAUACUUCCAUACACUCGUGUUGUAAUUUUUAGUU